CAAAAAUUUAAUUUACGCAAUAAUUUAUGGAAACAGAAUAUUAGAAAAUUGGCAAUACUGAUCCCGGACUUGACAAGAAAGAACAAACAAGGAAGCAACAAGAAGGAACCUGUUGUGCACAGAAGGCAGUGGAAUGAAGACACGCCGCGAAUGCGAAUGCCAUAAUGAAUACCAAAACAAACCAUGAAUACACUUCUAAUUCAUACAAUGGAGGUAUUAUGGGAAAUGAUAGUCCUGCUGCUUUAUUAGACAUGUUGGCAGAAGUUGCAUCUCAGACAUUACAUUCAGAAAAAACGUAUAAUAAAUCAUCAUUGGUAACACAAUGUAAAUCAAAAACAGAUUAUAUAAAAAGAAAGACUCAGGAAACAUCUUUCAAUGUAUCCCAGCUUUUGUCUAUGCCUGCAUCGCAAUUAGUUAAACAGUUUUCAAUUUUUACAAGCGAUGAAUUAAAAAGACAAUAUUCUUAUACCUGUGCUCUGAUAAUUGGAUGCGGUCAAAAGUAUACUAGUUUCGCGAGUGAAGGAAGGGCAAGAAUGUCUAUUAAAGCACAUUUGGCAGAACAUUUGGAAUAUUUAAAAGCAAACAAGGAAACCCACAAAACCUUUACUGCUAAGUCUGUGAAUUAUAAAAAUAAUAAAACCAGUUCUCAAGGUAAAAAGAACAAAUUACAAUUAUCAAGAAAACCUCAGGAGGCAUUGAAUAAAGAGAAUAAGAAUGUUAUACUAGAAAAAUCAACAAAUUAUCUUCGAAACAUUUUACUAAAUGAUUCUAGUUUUAAAGAAUUAGAUAAAAAUAAAAGUUUUGAGAAAAUGGAUAAACCUAAAAAGAUACAUAGUACUGAACAUAAAGAUAUGGAUAAAACAGACUUCAAAGUUUUUGGAGAUCAUAGUUACUUUGAACGUUUGAAGGAUGAUAAUCCUAAUGGCAAGGAAGCAUCUUUUAGUAAUGUCCUAGAGAAUGCAGGAGUAGAUGAGAAUAUUGUACUUAUGGUUGUUGGUGCUGAUACUGUUCACAUGAAAGAGUAUUCACACAUUAAUCAAAAACUAUCAGAAAAAAUUAGUCAAGAGUCUGAGACUAUUUAUUUACCUGAAAUGUCAUGGUCAACUGAAAACUGUAAUAAAAAUAUAGAAAUUACAACGACCAAACCUAAGGGUAAAGCAAAAUUUAUAGGUACUAGUAAAGAAGAAAGAGAAAUGGCACUAGCUUUUAUGGAUCGCAUUAAAAAGAAGGGAAACCCAACGGGAAGUAAUCUUGAAUGUCGAAUUUGUAAUCCUCCAAGAAGUUUUACAGCACCUACAACUUUAGUGUCUCAUUAUCGGAGUCAUGCUGGGAUAAAACCAUAUGAAUGUCGUAUAUGUAGAGCAGUUUUUACGAGAAGACAUAGCUUAAAAUACCAUAUGCUAAUUCACCAAAAUCAAACACGUUUUACUUGUGCUGAUUGUGGAAAAAAAUUUAGGCAUCCGUCACAUUUUAGAGAACAUCGACGCCGUCAUACCGGAGAAGCACCAUUUGGAUGUGAUGACUGCGGGCAAAGAUUUAAAACCAGAAACACUUAUAAACGUCACUUGAAAACAAGACAUGGGAAAGUUUUAACAACCACUGGAGAGUUGUUAUAUCUAUCCGAAGAAGACUUUCAAAAAGUACGAACUAAUAGAAAGAAGAAAAAUGAUGUAACUAAAGAACAUGUUAUAGACGAGGCCAUAACAGCAGCGAAAACAUUAAUGAAUUAUCAAAAUGAUAAUGGUCAAUUUCAAGAUACUACGACUGAAAGAUAUAUUAUAAGUAAUGAUGCUGAUGAUAAUAACAAAAAUAGGGAUUCAAAUGAUGCAAUACAGAUUAUUAAGAAUUGCUUUGACACUUAUGAGGUUUGCUCAGAAUCUCAAUUAAAUAAGACUGAUUCCAUAGAGACUGAAAUACCUAUAUUUAAUAGAGUUUCUAUUAAACCUGAGAAUAGUUUACCAAUGGAAUACACGGAUAAAGUACAAGAAAACUUGCCACAGUUACGAAGUGUUUCUUAUAAUAAGUUAGAAGUAAUUAAAGAGGAAAAAUCUGAAUUAAUUUAUCACAACGUUAACCAGCCAUCUUCGUACAUUAAAAUAGAAUAUAAUACUUCAAUUAACGACGAAAAUGAAAACAACACAGAAUUUCAAGGAAAUUUUGAAUUUGCAGAAAAUCGAUUUAAGAAUCGUAUUCAAAUUGUGGGGCAUAACGAGGAACAAUUUUGUAACGGUGUAUUGAAUAAGACAGUAGAUGAUCACUGCAAUAGACAUGUAAUUCUUACUCAAGAAGAUGGAGAAGAAGACAAUAGUGUCCACAUUUUGAAUGAUAAAUCUUAUCAAGAAAAAAAUGAAAUUAUUAUGGCGAAAAAUUUGAUAAACACAAGUAUGUUGCAUCCAGAUAAUCAAAUUGUUAAUAAAGUGAGUAAAAAUAUUUUAUUAAAUCAAAAUGAAGAAUGUAUAUUAAAUGAAGAUAAAACGAACAGUAAUCAACAGACUGUUAUAACAGACUUAAUAAAAAGUCGUGUGAUCACACCAUUGAACAAUGUUUUUAGAAACAGUCAAAAAUUAAUGCAUCAAACGAAACAACGCAUAUAUAUUAAUAACGAACCAUUAACAAGUAUAAUAGUACAAAAUAAAUGCAUCAACAUUGUUCCGCAAUUUCAAACUUGUCACAAUGAACAAACAAAAUCAACAAGUCAGCCCAACAAAAGUAGGAAGUUGACCUUGUUGAAUAAACAUGUACAAGAAGUUAAUAUAAACCAGAAUGGAAAUGAGAAUACAAUUUUGUUAUUAACUAACGACACUUUACAAAACGGCAUUCUUAAGAUUGAAUAAAGUAACACUGCCGACAUUUUCGGCGUAAAAUAUUUGAAAAAAAGUAAGUGAUGUCUCAGUGACGAGAAGUUUUUAAUUUUAUUUUUUAGUAAAUUUAAGAUAUUUCACAAUUAAAGCAAUAAACUUUUACGGUUAAUAUAAACAUUUUUGGUACUUUUGGAAGUACAGUUAUAGUAUAUGAAAUACUAUUAUACUAUGCUUUGAAGUUUGAAUGUGUAAAUAUUGUUAAAAAAAAUAUAUAUUUAAUAUUUUUUACCGCCUCAGAAAAGAAUACUGAAUAUAUGAUAGAAAAUUCUAUAAACACGUAUCUAAUAAAAUAUUUUUCCAUGAUUUCGAUCUUGCAAAAUGCACAGUAUUAGCAUAGCUUUCAUAUAUACUAAAAAGAAAAAAUAAAUAAAAAUACCCUUAUUUUUCUUCUUACGAAAUAAGAAUAUUUUUGCAUUGUUCCAAUAUGUAUCUCUAUUUUUUUUCAAAAAAAGAUAUAUAUUACUGACUCUUUAUAUUUGUUAGCCAUUCCAAAUGUUGAAAUGAAGAUAAACUUUUAUUGAAUUUGCUAUAAAAAAUUGUAUAUACAUAUUAAGAAAGUAAGUAGAUGAUAUCAUUGUGGAUUGAGUUUAUUUAAACACAGUAAAUCGAUUACUUAAUAGCAGUAACAUUUAUUAAUGUGCCAAACGUUGUUGAACAUGGUGCAAAUUCAUAAUUUGUUUAACAAAAAAUGUAACGAUCAUUAUUUUAUAAAUUCUUAGGCAUAUUUUUUCUAUGUAAAAUUUAAAAACACUUGAAACAUUCAAUAUUAUAUUUCUUCUACUUUAUUAACAUUUCAUUUUACUAUAAUAUGUAUUGUAUUUAACAAAGAUACAAAUAACAAAGUUUAGUUCUGUACAUUCUUAUAACAGAGAACAUAUAAACCAUAUUACAACUUUAUUCUUUUGCAAUACAGAUAAAAAUUGUUGAACAUAAUUUAUGAUAUAUUAUUCUUUUCAGGAUAAUUAAAAAAUGUCU
This is a messenger RNA of Nomia melanderi (Alkali bee), 3836 nucleotides long. RefSeq lists its product as uncharacterized. The record is from RefSeq and is a predicted model, not a curated record. Gene Ontology annotation, cellular component: nucleus. Gene Ontology annotation, biological process: regulation of transcription by RNA polymerase II. Lineage: Eukaryota; Metazoa; Arthropoda; Insecta; Hymenoptera; Halictidae. Gene Ontology annotation, molecular function: DNA-binding transcription factor activity, RNA polymerase II-specific.